AUGGGCUACAUAGAAAACAACCUCUCAUUCUUGUCUGACGAACUUGGAAUCAGACUUGAUCAAGCCACUAUUCUGGCUAAUUUCAAAUACGAGGCUUGUUGCUUAUUCACAGUCCUUCUAAGUGUGGUACCAGCAAACCACAACCAUCACCAGUUCAAUUACCCUUUGGUCCCCGCUCAGGCUCGGGACGCUACCCAAGAUCCCAAGGCUAAAAGGGAAACCGCUACAAUGCGGCGUACAACGAGAGAGGCGAUCAAGGCGGACGGAAGGACCAGAGAGGACGGAACUAAAUGGACGCCCCAAUCGGUGGACCCGUGGCGCCUCAUACCCCAGCCAUUCUACCAUACUCACCUCGUCGCCGUUCGUCUCGUGCGCACCACGACUGCUCGUUACAACCAACCCGGUCGCCCCUAUGCUAAACAAAACAACGGGAGCUCGCAUCACCAGACCCAUCACGUUGCCGUUCGUCUCAACGCUGGGAGCGUCAAAUUCCACCAACCCGGUCACGCCUACCGUCCACAUCAACCCCGCUCAGUAUCACCACCGUCGUUAAUGCCCAACCCGUCGACCCGUCGCACCUCAAACCUCACUCGCAGCACCAGACCCGUCCCGUUGUUGUUUGUCUCGUGUGCGCCACACCUGCUCGUUACACCUCAAAAUUCCACCCAACUCGUCCCGCCUACCGUCCACAUAACGACAAGUCGUCGUGAACCUCCAUUUCCCAACCCUGUUUGCCACCUAUGCCAACCUGCGUCAGCCAAAGACUGCCGCCUGUCGCUGGACGGUCUCCAAAAAGAAGAUAGCUGUCUUAGUAUCUGUUUUGUCUCCGGAGAGAGACUGGCAGUCACUGCUGGUCUGAAUCGAGAGAAGACGCCGCCAGACAUCGGCUUGCUCCCUCCGCUCUCUUUCCCAGCCAUUGACGGCUUCGACUUCUCGCUCGACCUGCCCUACCGCGCAGGACCCGCUUGCCCUGCUGCUAACAACCUUCCGGCGCUCCCCUCGUCGCCUCCCUUGCCGUCGUCGCUCUCCAACAUCAUCCAUCCCCUGCUGGCCUUGCUUGCGCCCUUGACCUCGACGCCGGCGCCCUGGCCGCGCUCAUCUCUUCUCCCUCCCUCCCUCCGACCUGUCCCUCCUCCCCGCGCCAUCCAGCCGACGCCCGCCCUUCUCCCGCGUGUCUCCCUCUCUCCCACCCUCCUCAACGCCGUCUCCGUCGCCCUCUCUGCCGCCGUCCAUGCUGCCCCCCCUCACCCGUGA
Messenger RNA from Puccinia triticina, 1254 nucleotides. RefSeq lists its product as uncharacterized. NCBI's taxonomy places the organism in Eukaryota, Fungi, Basidiomycota, Pucciniomycetes, Pucciniales, Pucciniaceae. The record is from RefSeq and is a predicted model, not a curated record. The transcript has 6 exons. The coding region runs from base 1 to 1254 and encodes 417 amino acids.